GCGGCGCGGCGCGCCGGGCGCCCUUGGCAGGGAGCGGCCAUGAGCGGGAGCGGCGUGAACCGCGCGCUGGAGCUGCUGCGCUCGCUGCCCAAAGUCAGCCUGGCCAACUUAAGGCCCAACCCCGGCUCCAAAAAGCGGGAAAGAAGACGUGGCCGUGGAAGAUACGGAGGUAGAAAGUGUGGCCGAGGUCACAAAGGAGAAAGACAAAGAGGGAAUCGCCCCAGACUAGGCUUUGAGGGUGGUCAAACUCCGUUUUACUUGGCCAUACCAAAAUAUGGAUUUAAUGAGGGACAUAGCCUCAGACGUCAGUACCAACCCCUGAGUCUUCAGAGGCUGCAGUACCUGAUUGAUUUGGGCAGAGUUGACCCCACGCAGCCAAUUGACUUAACUCAGCUCACUAACGCCAGAGGUGUGACAGUGCAGCCUCUCAAGAGGGAUUACGGUGUCCAGCUGGUGGAGGAGGGUGCUGAUAUUUUUGCAGCAAAAGUAAAUAUUGAAGUGCAGAGGGCAUCUGAAUUAGCAAUUGCAGCCAUAGAAAAAAAUGGAGGCGUAGUAACAACAUCGUUCUAUGACCCAAGGAGCUUGGAAAUUUUAUGCAAGCCAGUAGUAUUUUUCCUCCGUGGCAAACCUAUCCCAAAGCGAAUGCUCCCACCUGAAGACCUCGUCCGUUACUACACAGAUCCCAGGAAUCGGGGCUACCUGGCAGAUCCAUCCAAGGUUGCAGAAGCCAGGCUGGAACUUGCCAAGAAAUAUGGCUAUGUCUUACCAGACAUAACUAAGGAUGAACUCUUUAAGAUGUUAAGUGCACGCAAGGAUCCUAGACAGAUAUUUUUUGGUCUUGCUCCAGGAUGGAUCGUAAACCUGGCAGACAAGAAAAUUCUAAAACCGACUGAUGAGAGUCUGUUGAAAUACUACAGCUCAUGAAUUCAGGACUGGACACAAUUGCAGGUGUACAGGAAACAUCUGGGUAUGAAAUAAUGGAUAGAAGUAGUGUGUGUUUGUUUGUUUUUAAGACUCCUGUUAUACUAGCAAAAACAUUUUUUCUUCAUGUAGUCUUCUGGUGUAGCUCUCAACUUUUUUAUUGUCAUAAUAGAGUGUAUCAGAAGUCUUAACAUUUGAAAACAAUGUAAAGUCUGACAUAAAUGUGGGUCUGGGCACUUUCUCUUCCAGUGGUUUGCCAGUUAUUUUUUCAAACAAAAGGUUUCGGUGUUGGGUUUGUUUCAGAGGAUAAUUCCAGAGUCAUUUGACCUAAUAAUUAGUUUAUAUUUCCCCCCUCAAUUUAAAAUCAGAAACAUGACUAUGCAAUAUAACUGUAAAACUAAUUUUAGUUUUGUACAAAGUUAUAAGUUCUUGAAAAUGUGUCUUGAAUAGCUCUUAAGAGGUAUUUUUGGUUGGGGAAAAAUAAAAAGAACCAGAAAAUAAAAGGAAUUAAAAUGUACUAAAGAUUGCAUUAACCUCUUCAGUUCCAUAGCUAUGUUUUGGAUUUUGCAUUGCUAUCAGUAGCAUUAGAGCUUGAGAGAUCUUGAUUUUUCUUCUAUUUCUUCAUCUGUAAUUGAGGAAGACAGAGUGUGCAGUUUAAAAUAACUUUCUAUCUAAAUUUGGGGCUGGGGGAGAAGAUAGCUGUCUUAAUUCAGUGACUUUUAUUAUUCAAAAGGAAUUUAACACUUGUCCUGAGGCAAAUGUUAUAUUAUUAAUAAAAAUGCAUAACAGAAGUCAGGGAUGGAGAUGUGAUUAUGAAGGAUGGGGAUGUGAUGAACAAAGUACACAGUUAAAAUUCAGUUUUCAGCUUGAUCACAGAUUGCGUGUGUGACAGCGGACAAAUGAAUUUAAAUGUUGCAAAAAGUUAUGAGUAAAUUGUGUUUAUGGGAAACAGUAUUUUAAUCACACCAACUUAAAUCUUGAAAAAUAUUUUUCUACAGAGGUCUGUUCUAUCAUUCUCUCCAGAAUUCUGCAUUAUUACUAUGCCAGAGUAUUGUAGGUUUUGUGUGGAAGCUUAGGAUUGGGCAUUUGAGACAGUGAACCAGACAGUAAAGAAGGAUGAGAGAGGAGACCAAGAUAAUGUAUCAGAAUGUGUUCUGGCUUCUUGGAAGUUAAUGAGCUGCUACAUAAUUAUGUAGUUUAAUGGAAGCUGAAUUUGGCUUUAAAAUAGUCAUAAUUUGAUUAUAAGAAUGCAGGAAAUGGUCCAGAAGACCAGAAGACGAGAAGUCAUCUUGCUUUCCAAUUUUCAUGUACCUUUGGAAAUGCUACUUAGCAUUUAGUUGCCUGUAGCUGCCAAACCAUCCCAUUUCAUAGGGAAAGUCCUCUGUGUCCUAGAAUCUCCUCUUUCUCCUGCUUGACAUCUGUAUUUUGCUGCUAUACCUCAAUGGAGGAGGAUUUAAGAAGAAUCUUUUUCUUUCAGACAAUAAAAUGAAGCGGAUGAGUUUUUGUUGGUGUUUGUCAGCCAGCCCAGAUUUUUUCUUCACUCAACAACCUGCCUUAUCAAUUAAUAUGACUAUAUGUAAUUGCAGAACAAAAUAAAAGAAGUCUUCUCAUUCUGAUUAAAUAAUCUGAAAUCAAGAGAUUAAGAAUAGAAAGUCAUUAAAUUUUGACAACGUACUCUUCAACUUCUGUUGUUCCUUGUUAAUGUGUGCUAAAUGCUAUCAGUAAUGGUCAUUCCCCGAUUCAGGGUUUAAGUAUAGGUGAAACGGCAAAACAACAGCAAUAUAAAAUUGAACUAUGAAUAGCAGGAAUUUUGUUUUAGUGGCAUUAACAUUCAUAUUUUGAAAGGUGCCAAACACUUUUUUGGCACAUUAAGAAUAAUUCUGUGUGCCAAAAAAAGUACAGUUGGUGUUAACUUGAAUGUGAAGUAAAUAACUUUCUCACUUUAGAUGUAUCCUGUUCUGCAUCCUGAUGAUUGUUGGUUUGGAACCUUAAAUGACAAGCAAUACUUUUUUCUUUUUUUUUUUUUUUUUGCAAGUUUUUGUUAUUA
Molecule: messenger RNA, 2968 nt
Organism: Ficedula albicollis (Collared flycatcher)
Lineage: Eukaryota; Metazoa; Chordata; Aves; Passeriformes; Muscicapidae
Gene: MRPL15
Product: mitochondrial ribosomal protein L15
Exons: 5
Coding region: 40-924 (294 amino acids)
Biological process (GO): translation
Cellular component (GO): mitochondrial large ribosomal subunit
Molecular function (GO): structural constituent of ribosome
Source: RefSeq, a predicted model, not a curated record